AAUAUAUUAAUAAAUGGAAAUUUAUCGUAUUCCUGAAGAUUUGCGAUUUGUAAAUUAGAUUGGUCAAACUCUGAGUGCAGAAGAGAAGUAUUGAUUAAUGUAAUGAAGGAUCAAGUUAGAAAUAGCAUUGAUAAAGCUUAGCUAAACCUAGACAUUUGAUUAAUUAUUAUUUUGGGGAAGAAUUGAAGGAACAGUUGCCAAUUAUUAUAUUGCUAUUGGAUUGAAUUUCAAGAAUAAUUUUGAAUUUCCUCACAAAACAUUCUUCUACACUGCAAAUUUAAAGGAAUUCUAAAAUUUACCACCCCUCAAUCCAGAAUACAAAGAAUAAGUUGAAACUUUCAGACAGUUAUUUUCUGGAUAACCUGAAAAAAUACUUAUUAAUAUCACAGGUGAAGAUGGAGAUUAACCACCUGCUGAUUAACCAAAUCCAGAUGAACCAUAGCCAGUUGUAAAAAAUGAUGAUGACUCAGAUGUUGAAAUAAAACCACCUCCUAAAAACUUUUUGGAAGUAGAUAGAUUAGCUUAUGUGGUUAAUGCAAUUGAAUUUGAAUGUGCUCUACUACCUGUUGGUGCAGUUAGAUUGACUCCUACUCAUGAAUUAAGGUAAUUUAAUUAACUUAAUUAUAGAUAUAAUGAUUCAUUUGAAGGACUCAAUCUUUAAGAAGCCUCAAAAAUAAUAAAUUAUUAACAUUUUAGAGCCCCAUAAAGUCCUAAUAAAAAGGAAUUGAUUGCAUAAGAUGAUGCUCUAUUUCAUUAUGACUUUUUUGAUUAAUUGGAUGAUCAUCCAGUAGGAUAAUGGAGUUUAUAAACUGAUUCUUCUAAAUAUUAAGUAAAUAAUUUUUAUUUAAUUUAAGGUUACUAUACGUAAUCUUUAAUGGCCAGGUUUCUUAGGUUAUCAUAGAGCAGGAACUAGAAUUUUUGGAUAUGCCUAUUUUGGAGAUGGUAUAAAAAAUGUAGAUUUGGCAUUUCAACUAUGAUUAAUAUUAAUGAAUAUCCAAG
Messenger RNA from Paramecium primaurelia, 999 nucleotides. Lineage: Eukaryota; Ciliophora; Oligohymenophorea; Peniculida; Parameciidae. The record is from the annotation of a GenBank genome assembly.